AUGCCGGUCCCCCUGCGCCUGGCGUGGCUGCUGUGGUUCUGCAGCCUCUGCCGCGGGUACUUCGAGGGGCCGCUGUACCCCGAAAUGUCCAACGGGAGCCUGCACCACUACUUCGUCCCCGAUGGGGACUACGAGGAGAACGACGACCCCGAGCGGUGCCAGCUGCUGUUCCGGGUGAGCGAGCAGCGGCGGUGCGGCGCGGCGGCGGGCGGCGGGCUCAGCCUGCGAGAGGAGCUGACGGUGUUGGGGCGGCAGGUGGAGGACGCGGGCCGGGUGCUGGAAGGCAUCGGCAGGAGCAUCUCCUACGACCUGGACGGCGAGGAGAGCUACGGUGCUUACCUGCGCCGCGAGUCCGCCCAGAUCAGCGACGCCUACUCCAGCUCGGAUCGCUCGCUGAGCGAGCUAGAGGGCAAAUUCCGUCAGGGGCAGGAGCAGGGCGGCCGGGAAGAGUCCCGUCUGGGCGACAGCUUCCUGGGGCUGCUGCUGCACGCCCGCGCCCUGCUCCGAGAGACCCGCCACGUCUCCAGCGGGCUGCGCGACAAGUACGACCUGCUGGCCCUCACCGUCCGCAGCCACGGCGCCCGCCUCAGCCGCCUCAAGAACGAUUAUCUCCGCGCCUGA
This is a messenger RNA of Cinclus cinclus, 621 nucleotides long. RefSeq names its product fin bud initiation factor homolog (gene FIBIN). Lineage: Eukaryota; Metazoa; Chordata; Aves; Passeriformes; Cinclidae. The transcript has a single exon. The record is from RefSeq and is a predicted model, not a curated record. The coding region runs from base 1 to 621 and encodes 206 amino acids.